Molecule: messenger RNA, 562 nt
Organism: Paramecium octaurelia
Lineage: Eukaryota; Ciliophora; Oligohymenophorea; Peniculida; Parameciidae
Source: the annotation of a GenBank genome assembly
AUGAUUUGGAUGGUUGUGAGCAUUCAUGUUCCAUGUGCAAUAGAAAAUGUGAUUAUGAGAAUUAUUUAGAUAAGGAUCAUAAGCACUCGCGCAAAAUGGUCGUCAAUUAAGUGGUAAUUAUCAUUAAUGUAAAAAAGGUAUGAAUCAAUUUUAAUCAGAUCCUCUCCUCUCUUUUUACUUGUGAGGGAAUACUUGAAGAUGCAUUAUACUAAAUUGAAGAAAAUUGUAAAUUUAAAACUUGGAGAGAAAUAAAAUAAAUUAUAACACUUGGAUUUUCAAGGAUAUUUUAUCUUAAGAGCAAAUUCAAGAUAAUAAAUAAAGAAUGAUAGAAAUUUAGAAUGGUGGAGUAGGUUAGGGUAUUUGUGAAUAAUUAUCAAAAGAUCUAAAUUAAAAAAUCAUAUACUUAAAAAGCAUGAACUUCCUAUCCAAUUAUAGCAUAGCUCAACUCAUUGCAUUUUCAUGCAAGUUGACUCUGGAUCCCUAAAUUAUCAUUGAAAUUCAGUUAAGCAGUGCCAUUAAUCGCAAUUCAAUUAAUUAAGUCAGAAAAAAAUGUAAAUGCUGA